UAUGAGACAUACGCUGUGUCGGUCCUAACGAUCAUUUAUUCACCAUUGAAUUUUACUAUAUUUCUCUUUCUAUUGUUUUCAAACAUAAGUUAUCAAGUUAUAUUUUGCUUAAUUUUUGGAAAUCAAAUUCUUUUAAGUCUUUUUUUAUGAUGUAGGUACAUACUACAAGGAUAUUAACAUUAGUAGAUUAGUAUUAUAAAUUCGGGUAAAAUGUAACGGUAAACUAUUUUUUUUCGGAACGCAACACGCCAAACUCCGCCAGAGACCUUUCUUUCAAAAUGACAGCUUGAUUUGGUUUGGUUUCCGCUACUGUACUGUUGUGCUAUUUUUCGAUUUUUAAUAGGAAAAUCCAAAGAAAAUGUCGAUUUCUACUGCUACAGAUGAACGCACAGAAGGUGAUGAUGACACCUCACAAGGAAGCCACCCAAAAGAAGACAGUAGUGACUCUGAAAAUGAGACUGAGCCUCAAAAUCAAAAUGGAGGCUCUCCCGCACCAGAAGUUCAUGAAAUUACUAGUGAUGAUGAUGAGGAAGAGGGGGGUGUAACAAAUGAAGAUGAUUCCUCCAACUCAAGUACAGUAAGUAAUGAUAGUUCAGAAGGAUCCCAACACAGUAGUAAGGAAACAGAGAAGAAAGACAUUGAACAUUUAGAAGAGAAUGGUGCUGAUGAGUCUGAUAUUGAAGAAAUUGCUAUGGAGGAUCCAUUAAACCAAACACAAAGCAUUAACAAACCUAUUGUGAUAAAUGAUACAAAGUGUUUGGUCAACUUAGCUUCUAAACAGACUAAACCAAAUGGGGAUCAGAAUAAAGAGCCUACAGUUGUUAUUAUUGAUACAAAUUCAAUACUUGCUGGCAAAGGGCCUCUCCCGUUGCAAAGCAAAAUGCAUACAACUACUACUACUAGUAUGAUGGAUCAACAGGACUUGUGCCAAAGCAUUGCUGCUCGGGGCACUACUAUCACACCAGUUAGUAAUAAGACUGCAAAUCAGAACAGUGCUCAUAAUAGUACUCCUGCAGCUCCACCUCCCAACAUACUGCCAUCUCUCACAGAUGAUAUGUUUGUUGUUGAAGCACCAUCCUUCAUUGUUCCAUAUGUUUAUGAGAAACCUUCUCUAAAGCCUUUUAGAGAAUUUGUGGACAAGCUUGGUAAAGAGCUUGAAGAACUCAAAAUUAAAGAAGAACAGGAAAAAGCAGAGAAGGAAAAGAUUGAGAGGGAAAGGAGAGAUAAAGAGAGGAAGGAAAGAAUUGAAAGAGGAGAAAUAGAGGAAGAUGAUGAGGUUAAGGAGUCCAGAAAACUAGAAGUUGCACAAAAGAAAGAGAAAAAACAAGGAUGGAAACGCACUGAUGAUGAUGAUGAUGAUUCUUGGGACGGUGAAUCAUCCUCUGAGUCAGAGGAAGAAGCUCUCAGUGAUGAUGAUGCUGUAGUAAUUAAAGAAAAAGAGGACAGUGACACCACCGACCCAAUCAGCCUUAUUGCCAAAAGCCUUUCAAGUGGAAAGCCAGACAGUUACUUUGAUUGUUCAUUAGGACAAUUUUUUAUUAACAUUGGACUGAAUUUAGUGCAAGAGUAUGUUCAAACUGAUUUAUUAAAGCAACAACAGCGCAAGCUCUAUAAAGAGAAGAAAUCAGGACGCAGUACCAAGUCAACGGAGGCUGCAAUUGCAUCUUUGUCUCAGAACUUAGAUUUCAGCAAGAAAACAAAUGCACCAUUUGCUCUUUCACACAGAAGGUGUGAUUUUUGUAGUUUUAAAACUGAAUCUAUGUUAGUUAUGGCUCAUCACCUUGAAGCACCUCACAUGAGAAGUAACAUAUACAAGUGUAAUUCAUGUGAGUUUGAAAUACGAAGUCCUCAUGAUAUAUUGUUCCAUAUGGAGGCAGAACACAAUAUUAGGGGCAGAUUGGAACGGGCUCCUGCAUACCAGCAAUGUGCUAACUGUCAUUUUGAAGACAACAGUAAAACAAAACUGGCUCGACAUUUGAUUGCUUGUGCUAAAAAAUUCAAGCCAGAAUUUAACUUAGGACCUCCUCUAGAAUGGGAACCCCCAGCAAAAAUACCAAAGUUAACCAGAGCACGCAAUAAUAUGAUGAGUUCUUACCAAUCAAAUUAUAAUAGACCUAAUAUGAAUAACAUGGGCAGGCCUCAAUUGAACAUUACAAAUGCCUUGCCUAAUAUGCCCAUGUUGGGAAGACCGCGAGGUCGUCCUCCCCUUUCAGGUCCACCACGUCCUUCUGCUGUGUCAGGAAUGCCAAUAAUAAGGAGUGGUGUCAUGAUUAUGCAUAAUACUCCACCUGGAACGACAAUCUCCAACUAUCCAAUCGUAAAUAAUCAAAGCAAUGCACCUGCCGCCCCUAAAAUAUCAAUCACUCCUUUACCUCGAGCCCCACAGCCUUCUUCCUCACAAUCAGCUCACAAUUCUAAAGCCACUUUUGUCAUCUGCGAAAUAUGUGAUGGUUAUAUUAAAGACUUAGAGCAGCUAAGGAACCACAUGCAGUGGAUACACAAAGUGAAAAUACACCCUAAGAUGAUAUAUAACAGGCCACCAUUGAACUGUCAAAAAUGUCAAUUUAGGUUUUUUACAGAUCAAGGCUUAGAGAGGCACCUCCUUGGUUCCCAUGGUUUGGUAACAAGUUCAAUGCAAGAAGCAGCAAACAAGGGUAAGGAUGCAGGUAGGUGUCCCGUGUGUGGCAGAGUGUAUCAGUGGAAACUCCUUAAUCAUGUGUCAAGGGAUCACAACAUGACACUGAAACCAGCCCAUUUAUCGUACAAAUGCACGGUGUGUACUGCCACUUUUGGUAUGUAUAAGCAGUUUGAGAAUCAUGUAUAUUCGGCUCACAGCGUCGUAGCCAAACGUGUUAUGGACAAGACUAAGACUACUACUCCUGCAAGCAAACCUGCUGACUCUGAAUCACUUCUUAAACCCUUAAAAAUUAGUGAUGAGAUCACAAUCAUACCGCAGCCUGCAAAGUCAUCACUAACUAUUACUGCUAAGGGUAAAUAACAUAGGUGUUAAUGAAUCUGAUGACUUUGAGAGGAAAGGAAGUAAUCACAUUUUAUCAGUGGCUUAUUGGAGCAGUAUUUUGUAAAUAAAAUUAAAACUGUACCGACCGUAUUUAAAAUGUUAAAUGUUUGAAAGUUGACGGUAAUAUUAGAGGGAUAAAUGUAGACAUAAGUGUGAAUGAUUUGUUUGUAAUAAAAAUUAAGUGAAUUUAAAUGUAAGUUGUAUAUUGAAAUGUGUAAAAUAAUUACAUAAACCAAUAAUCAAUAGUAUAACCGUAUUGUAUCUUGUAGCUUGUUAUCAUCAUUUAAAAUAUUUAAGAAUAGCGUGCAAUGCGAUGAUUCGAAUGUCACAAAUCCAUUGCUAUUAAAUUAUUAUAGAUCUGUCAACCCUUCCUGUUAAUAAAAGUUGCUGGAUUUACAUUAAUUUCAUUACUGUGUUUUUAAAUGUUAUUUAUUUUAAUACAUAUAUUGUUAUUAUAUUAUUAGAAAUCACUAAUUUACACUCUUUAAUAGAACACAUGAUACAUUAUCGUAAUAAAACGAUUCUAUACUUAUUGUAAAUUUGCCUAAGUAGACUUUCCAUUUCCUUUGUAAAUCACUUAAGAUAAGUAAGUUAGCCUUGAUUAGUUAUAGAGAAGUAUAAAAAUAUAUGUACUAAUUUCUCGCAAAUUACGGAAAUCACGAUAGACUACCGAGACUGGGAAACCAGUUGAAUAUUUUCUGAUCUCUGGUUAAACGGGCUAGUGUUGAUUUCGUAAUGCUGUACUUAUACAGAAAACAGAAACCUGAAAAUGUAUUUUUUUUAUUUAAAUAAAAGACCAUUAUAACUAAUAA
Bombyx mori (domestic silkworm) is the source of this 3831-nucleotide messenger RNA. Its product is annotated as MOG interacting and ectopic P-granules protein 1. Lineage: Eukaryota; Metazoa; Arthropoda; Insecta; Lepidoptera; Bombycidae. The coding region runs from base 359 to 2998 and encodes 879 amino acids. The transcript is spliced from 2 exons. Gene Ontology annotation, biological process: positive regulation of transcription by RNA polymerase II. The record is from RefSeq and is a predicted model, not a curated record. Gene Ontology annotation, cellular component: nucleus.